This is a messenger RNA of Erpetoichthys calabaricus (reedfish), 4299 nucleotides long. RefSeq names its product Fas-activated serine/threonine kinase (gene fastk). The transcript has 10 exons. Gene Ontology annotation, cellular component: mitochondrial matrix; ribonucleoprotein granule. Bases 675 to 3353 code for a protein of 892 amino acids. Gene Ontology annotation, biological process: mitochondrial RNA processing; regulation of mitochondrial mRNA stability. The record is from RefSeq and is a predicted model, not a curated record. Gene Ontology annotation, molecular function: RNA binding. NCBI's taxonomy places the organism in Eukaryota, Metazoa, Chordata, Cladistia, Polypteriformes, Polypteridae.
AGGGAGGCUCGCACGAGGAGGUGGGAUCUUCUGGCGCGAGGUGGUUGUCGGGAAGAUGGCGGAGACCCGGGCAACGGCGAAGGAUUGAGAGUGGGGGAGGGGGAGAGAAACCGAUACCGAUACCAGUGUUUUAGAGGGCACAGAGAAACCGACUUUUAAUUCCAAAGUGAGUAGGAAUGUAGGGGGAUCGAUUGAAGUAGUUAACUGGAACAAAAAGACUAUGUAGAUCUCGUUCUUUAUCUCUGGAUAGGCGGAUGUUCCAGCAGCAUACUUUAAUUGGGGAUCGGGAUCCGGAUCCAGACCCGGGGGGUAGGUUUGAAUCUUCUGGACUCUUCUCAUUUGUGACAGUGCCUUAUACUCUUGGAUAUUUCAUUUGUUGUUCAUUAUUAUUGCUGGGGACUAGGAGGGUCUCCAUUGCCAAGAUCACUUAUUGCUUCGAGAUCGGACGAGAGGACAGAAAAGGGGUGUUGACGGCGUUUAAAGCGCGUUAUCUACCUUUUAAAGUCUGCAUGUGGUGGCGGUGGUUCUUAUACCGCACCUUCAGUUACUUCAUUGACUAAGGGUGCACGCUACUGGAACAUGGACUAACAAGGCAAAGAAGACUUCUGGAAGACUUGCAAGAUAAACAUGAUUAGUGUGCUUCUUUCGGGCCUUGCCUGCUGCUCCUCUAUACAAUGUACUUACAUCCUAGCUGGUUUGUCACCAUAACACGUGGAUUAGCCAGCCUUUGCAGCGCAGGGAUACUGCGCAGCACUCUAGGCAGUGGCAUUCUCAGUUUCCCUGCGCUCCUAGCUGCUUGCAUACUUGGGCAGCCUGCUAUGAUGUACACCACCCGUCUCUACAAUAGUGGCAGCAGCAAGCCCAGCAGGCGAAUGGGUAUUGGUGGAGGAGGGAUUCCAUUGCUUGACAACCAUCAUCCUCAAAAUUUCCAUCCUCACAACUAUGCAGGAAGGCCUGAUGGGCACCGGACCCACUACCACCACCAUGGCAAGAAGAAGACUUGGAACUUUAUCCAUGAGAAAAUGAGUUAUGAUACCUUCUUUACCAUGAAGAGACUUAUCGACCGCUCUCACACAGUAGAUGAGGUGCUCAGAUGGGUCACACAGAAUCCGGGCAAGAUAUCCUAUAAUCACUAUCCUAUUGCUUUGCAGAAGAUUGGCCAACUUCUUCAGCAGCAGCAAGGAGUGUUAGGAAGCAUUUCAGGUGGGGAGAGUCACUACAGGCAAAUUUCUGAGCAGCAGGAUUUUCAGACUUUGUGUGAUGCCAUUGUAAAUGACUGCUCAAAGUUUGAUAACUUCAGCAUCGUCAACUGCCUUUACGCAGUGGCAGCCCUUGGCUUACCUAGUGAUUCUCAGAUUGUUCGGGUCCUUGAAGAGGAGUCCCGCAGCCGUCUUUCCCAAUUCAACCAGAAAGAUAUCUCCAUGGUUUUUAGUAGCAGUAUGAAGUUGCACCCAUCAAGCCAGCACCCCUUAAUUGAGUCAUGUUUGUCUGGUCUGGAAAAGAAUAUAGAGCGGGAGCGUCACCCGCAGACUCUCUUCCUUCUUCUUUCCUACUAUCGUCUCAAGUGGCGAGCUCUGCAAGCAGAUGGCUAUACUUCUGAGCAGCUACCUGCAAACAGAAAGAUACUUCGCCUUGUGAAGCACACAUUAGCAAGCGUCAGCAAUGUCCGUGACCAUGAGAUGGCUUUGUUGGAUGAAAUGCUCUCUGCUUGCGCUCGAGAGGCAAGCAACAAAUCCCUGGAACUCAUCUUCAGCUCUCAGCUGUUUUAUGAAAAUCGACAGGAGAAGUUCAUCAGCAGUUUAGCAGAGGAGCUUCCAAAAAAGGUGGACAGUAUUACUCCUUACACAAUGGCUUUAAUUGCCAAGUACAUCGCAAGGCAUCGUCUAAGAGAAACCAAGCUUUUGGAUACAAUUGCAGAGUUCCUGGUGAAAAAAGGAGAAUACCUGGACAGUAAGGUCAUUCAAAAGCUGGUGUUUCCUUUCAGUCGAAUGAGUUAUCGACCAUCAAAUGAGAAACAUUUUUUUGAAAAAUUGGAGUCAGUACUAGAAUUGAAAGCAAUGAACUCUCCUCUGGCCACCGUGAAUAUUAUCAUGUCAUUAUUUCAGUUGGGGCACUUCCCUGGGAAGAUAUUGCACCGUGUGUUCUCCAAUGCUUUCAUCAGCAAUGUCACUAACAGCCCAUAUGCAUUAAUUGUGCGGCGUUACUUAUCCCUACUCGAUGCAGCUGUGGAGCUUGAGUACCGAGACUACACUGGACCUCGACUGGAUGCAGGGCACAAGGUACUUAUGUUUGACCAUGCGCUGACUGCUGAUGAAGUGAACCGCAAGUACAGUUAUAAAGGGCUUGUAGCAGAGGCUCUGAGGCAGCUGGUUGGAGAGCAGUGUUACAAACAGGACGUGGUGUUGGCCCCUGGAUAUUAUACAGAUUUCCUUCUAUGGAUCAACAGUUCAGGAAAUGUACUGCAGAUCAAAGGGACCAUUGCUGCCAGUUCCUCCAGCACACCCAGUGCAAACUCUGUUGUUGGUCAUUGUUCAAUUCCUCCCAAAACCUUGGACUCUCAAUCUGCAGUACUGGCUCUCACCUCAGAGUUUCAGAAGUUCUCUCCAUUUUCUCCAACUUCAGUUGAUGACAGUUCAGAUAAACGAAUACCAGAGGACCUAGUACAGGAGGUGUCUUUUCUUUCCCAUCAUAUGCGCCCACCUCCUUCUUCAGGAGGUACAUUGGGUCAGAGAAUGGGAAAUGGGAAUGGUUCAUUGGAAUAUAGCUCUUAUUACCCACCUUCCAAUUACUACACAAGUCUGACUAAGGAACAGUCAUUGGAAAGCCAGGACAGCUCAACCCUCAGCAGCCCUUCAGACUGUCUAACACAAGCUGGAAGUAGUGGGGUGGUGGGAGUAGCAGAGUGCUCACCAGUGCUUUCAGGUUCUUCGCUCUUCCAGUUUCCUAUUGGAAAAAUCCUGGAAGGUGAUGCAUCCUCCCAAGGCCAGGAGCAUGAACUGCCCAGCUUUUAUGAAACCUACCCGGAUGGGGGUGACCUUAGUGGUGCUGACAAAGAGGUGCUGAGUCCUGCAUCACCACUACAGCUGCAUAGCCCAGGAUGUCAAACUGACCAGGAUAGGAGGUCUGCAGAGCACAUGGAGGAAGUCAAAAGGGUGGUUAUAUCCGUGAAUGACAAGUGGCAUUAUUGUCACAAUUCAGAUGUGUUGGUGGGCUCGCGAGCCAUGAGGGACCGACACCUUCAUCUUCUUGGCUAUAUUAUCCUGCAGCUGCCGUAUCAUGAGUUGGAAAAGCUGAAUGGAAUUGAAGAAGUGAAGCAGUACCUCCACAAAAAGCUCCUGGAUGUGCCCUUAUGACACGCGGCGCACAGCUGGCUGAGGCCUGCGACCGGGGCAGCCAGAGCUCCCUUUAAAUAGUAAUAACGGUGUGACACACUGGAGGGCAGUCUAAGCACCGUGCCCUCCGUCUAAGCUUGGCAGUGAGGGAUGGGAUGCUGGGGUAAUAACAUUUUUAACUGUUUAUUUCCUUUUUUAUGUUAGAUUUUCUCGUUUAUUGCACGUAGGCUGCAAAUUGGUCUUGGCAGUGAGACACUUGCAGUGGGCAGGUUGUUGAGGCAAAUGGCCCCCUAAAGACAUGUUUGUGACUCCUGGUAGUGACAAGUUGGGCCCUUAGCAGCACGUAGGAUUUGGGAGGACUGACUUCAGAAUUAGUGGGUCGGCAGAAGAACGGCCAGAUGACAAAGCUAACAUAUCUGAGAAUCAAUGAGACGGCUUUUUUUUGUUGUUGUUGUUUUUUUGUUUCCUUCAGAUUUAAAGCUCUUUUAAAAUAUUUUUACACUUUCAUCUUUCCAUUCACAGUAGUAAACCACCACUUAUACUGUGUGCAUUCAUUUAACACUGUAAGUUAUUAUUAUUUUUUUCUUUCGAUUAUUUGUAAACCUAAUGGAGGACGACAUACACUGUAAUUUAUUGCUGUUUUUGGAAUGAUUGGGAUACUGGUGGGGGUGUGGGAUUGUGUGAGAAAAAGAGAGGUUUGUCUAUAUAUACAUAUAAAAUGAUAGAGAAAAUACAAAUAUAUAUAUAAAUAUAUAUAGAAAGAAAGAGAGAGGGAAAGAGAGGGACGUGAAUUCAUGGAGAUCCCAGACUGUUCUUUGUGGAGGGAUGAAGGAACAGUUGGUAAACCAGACCAAAACACAAGUUCUCAUUAAAUUCUGGGUGCAUUUUGAAUUGCAUGGUAAACUUCUAACCCAUCCGAGGUGUGGGGAACGGGUCUGCGUUCUAAAUAAAUCCCAGUUUUACCUUU